Molecule: messenger RNA, 981 nt
Organism: Dovyalis caffra
Lineage: Eukaryota; Viridiplantae; Streptophyta; Magnoliopsida; Malpighiales; Salicaceae
Source: the annotation of a GenBank genome assembly
AUGGAGGUGGACAGAGUAGAGACACAAAACGAACAGAAACACAAGCAAGUUCAUCUGUUUUACUGCGUGGAAUCUGAAGAGCUUGCCCGUAAAGUUGCUGCUAACUCUAACCUUAUCACUCUCCAAUCCAUCAACUGGAGGAAUUUCGAUGAUGGAUUUCCUAACCUUUUUAUAAACAAUGCUGAAGCUUUGCGAGGUCAACAUGUUGCCUUCCUUGCAUCUUUUAGUUCCCCAGGAGUCAUCUUUGAGCAGCUUUCUGUCAUUUAUGCGCUGCCGCGUCUGUUUGUAGCUUCCUUCACUUUGGUAUUGCCUUUCUUUCCAACUGGCUCAUUCGAGCGGAUGGAAGAAGAAGGGGAUGUUGCAACUGCAUUUACCAUGGCAAGGAUAUUGUCAAAUAUUCCCAUUUCAAGAGGUGGCCCCACUAGUCUAGUCAUCUAUGACAUACACGCACUGCAGGAAAGAUUCUAUUUUGGGGACCAUGUUUUGCCUUUAUUUGUUACUGGGAUUCCUUUGUUAAUGCAACGCCUUCACCAAUUUCCCAAACCUGAUAAGAUUGUUGUUGCAUUUCCGGACGAUGGAGCUUGGAAGCGAUUCCACAAGCUGUUGGAUCAUUUUCCUAUGGUGGUCUGUGCGAAGGUUCGUGAAGGUGAUAAGAGGAUAGUUAGAAUAAAGGAGGGAAAUCCUGCUGGUUGCCAUGUUGUCAUUGUUGAUGAUUUGGUACAAUCUGGAGGCACCCUUAUUGAGUGCCAGAAAGUAUUGGCAGCUCAUGGUGCAGCAAAAGUGAGUGCAUAUGUCACCCAUGGGGUGUUUCCUAAGCGCUCUUGGGAGCGAUUCACUCACAAAAAUAAUGGCACAGAGAAUGCGUUUGCCUAUUUUUGGAUAACAGAUUCCUGCCCUCACACUGUGAAAGCCAUUGCAAAUAAGCCUCCAUUUGAAGUUUUAAGCCUUGCUGGAUCCAUUGCUGAUGCUUUACAAAUUUGA